This is a messenger RNA of Ectocarpus sp. CCAP 1310/34, 2021 nucleotides long. Lineage: Eukaryota; Phaeophyceae; Ectocarpales; Ectocarpaceae. The record is from the annotation of a GenBank genome assembly.
GUCCAGUUCCCGUAGAGAUCAUGAGGUUGGUGAAGAAGCCGGGAGGAUGGAAGCAGAAACUGUGGAAGGGAGACAAGUUGGAGCUGCUGCUGUUUGGGAUUCCAAGGGACAUGACGAGGAUAGAGUUCAAGAACUGUUGUGACAGGGAGGGACUGCACUGCCUAGCAAGGGGACAAGUAGGCAGAGAACAUGAACACUUCCGGGUGAAAUUGACCAAGGGAGACAGCCAAGAGUGCUUGGGGGUUGAUAUCGAGAAGCUGUCGAACUACGUAAGGAAGUUUGGAUGGAGGGUUUGCAUCGCGAACAUGAUAGAAACAGAGAAGGUAAGGAGACAAGAGGCGAGGGCGACGGAGGCGAAGAAAGGACCGAGCAGGGCAGUCGAGCAAGCAAGUCAGAAGAAGUCCGAGAAGAAGCGGAAGGCGAACGAUGGAGUGCGCAAAAUCUCCAAUAGGGAAAAGCGCAAGCUGAGAGUCGGGUCGUGGAACGUGUGCGGGUUCGCAAGGAGUGAGCGCAAGCGGUUGGAAAUAGUGGACCAAGUAGAACAAAGCGAUCUAGAUGUAGUGGGGAUCCAAGAGACGUGGGAAUUGAAGGAUGGGGACGUGGUAAGCAAACUAGGGAAAUACCGGUGGGUAGGGAAGGCAAGAAAGGGCUUAGACCCGAAGAAAAGGGGGGAGGGGGGAGUCGGAUUCCUGGUCAAGGAACACUUGUUUGACGUGGUGGAAGUAGUGGUGAAAACGGAGUUCGAGGAAAGCCUAUGGCUUAAGAUACCUGGGGAGCGGGGUGAGAAAGAUUUGUUUCUAGGGAACGUAUACGUCCCACCGUCGUCGAAGAAAGUCGCAAGCAAGGCGCAGGAGAACUUUGGACAAAUUGGGGAAGAUGUCCAGAGGUUCAGUAGGAAGGGAGAAGUUGUCAUGGUGGGCGAUUUCAACUCCAGAGUAGGGAAAGCUUCCAGUAGAGGACAGGCGAUCGGGCAGCACGGAGAAGACAAAGUGAAUGACAACGGAGUGAGGAUGCUUGAAUUCUUGGGAAGCAACGAACUGAUGGUGUUGAACGGUAGGAGGGAAUGCGAUAAGCCGGAGUUCACAAGGCAACGGGCAGUUUGCAAUGAAUACUCAAUCCUCGACUACAUCCUGGUAGAUAGGGGGAGCACGCAGAUCCCAGAGCUGCACGUAAGUGCGAUAGAUAUAGGUUCGACCGACCACUUCCUCAUAUGGGCAAACAUCGACCGAUCUAGAAAGAUCAAGAGUAAGAAACAGAGGAAAGUGUUCCGGUGGAAGGUAGAGCGUUUGGGAGACGAUGGGACACGGGAUGAAUUCCAGAAGGGGCUGGCUGGUAGUGUAGAAUCCUUCAGGAAACUGCUGAGAAGCGUCGAAGACGGACAGGUAGACGUACAGGCAGCAGGGGACAGGGUGAUUGAAGGGUGGGAGUCCAUCGUGAACGCAACGGCAGAGAGAGUAGUGGGAAAGAAGGUGGUACGAUGUGGGGUAUCGGUUAAGUGGUGGGAUGACGAGCUGAAAGAAGAAAUAGGGGAACGUAGAGAAGUCUUCAAGCAGUACCUGAGUGAGGCGUCUGAGGAGAGUUGGGAAAAGUACAGGGCCAAGAGAAAACAGGUGAAGGGACUAGUGAAAAAGAAGAAAAAGUGUAUUUGGGACGAAGUAGUGCAGAAGGCCAACGGAGGCCUGGAGGGAAACGUCAAGCAGAUGUGGGAAGGGAUUAGUGGAAUGGUAAAAAAGACCGCGCAAGGGGGGGAUACAGGGGUAGCAACUUUGCGAGGUGUGAACGGUGGAUUAGUCAGCAGUGGGAAGGGAAAAAGGGAAGUUCUAGCAGGACACUACAAGAGACUUGGAGUGCCCUCGGAGAAUGAAGCUUUUGACCAAGCGUUUAAGAAGGAGGUGGACGCAUGGGCCCAAAAAGAAGAAGAGACAUCGAAGGCAGACGUUGGGAACGUAGAACUAGAAAAGGAGUUCACUGAGGACGAGGAGCGGAUGGGAUAGUCAACGAGUUCAUGAAGUUUGGGGGGA